GCAUCCAGGAGCAUCUGGAACCAACACUUCAAAUCUACUGUCAUCAGGAGAUUAAGCAACAACAGACAUGACUGGAGCUGCUGUGUCCGCCUGCCUACUUUUUCUCUUUUCUGUAUGUUCAGCGUGUUAUAUCUCUAACUGUCCUAUCGGUGGGAAGAGGUCCAUCAUGGACGCACCGCUGCGCAAGUGCAUGUCCUGUGGCCCUGGAGACAGGGGCCGCUGCUUCGGCCCCAGUAUCUGCUGCGGGGAGGGCCUCGGCUGUCUGCUGGGCUCCCCGGAAACAGCUCACUGUGUGGAAGAGAACUACCUGCUCACCCCCUGCCAGGCAGGAGGGAGACCCUGUGGAUCUGAGGGAGGACGCUGCGCUGCUUCAGGACUCUGCUGUGAUGCAGAGAGCUGCACCACAGACCAAUCCUGCCUCAUCGAGGAGGAGGGAGACGACCAAAGCAGCCAAUUCGAGGGCAGCGACCCCAGUGACAUCAUCCUCAGGCUCCUGCAUCUGGCCGGUCAUACUACUCCUCAUCGAGUUCACCAAUGAGCUGCUCCUGAAGCCGAGAUCUCAUGGGAAACUCUUCAUCCGACGAGCCGACAUGGGACUUGUAGUUGUAGUUCAUAUAGUUGUAUU
Molecule: messenger RNA, 625 nt
Organism: Plectropomus leopardus (leopard coralgrouper)
Lineage: Eukaryota; Metazoa; Chordata; Actinopteri; Perciformes; Serranidae
Product: isotocin-neurophysin IT 1
Cellular component (GO): secretory granule; extracellular region
Molecular function (GO): neurohypophyseal hormone activity
Source: RefSeq, a predicted model, not a curated record